Messenger RNA from Salpingoeca rosetta, 954 nucleotides. RefSeq lists its product as uncharacterized. NCBI's taxonomy places the organism in Eukaryota, Choanoflagellata, Craspedida, Salpingoecidae. Gene Ontology annotation, cellular component: nucleus. The record is from RefSeq and is a predicted model, not a curated record. Bases 103 to 954 code for a protein of 283 amino acids. The transcript is spliced from 5 exons.
GUGCUUUUGUGUACGUCGUUGUUGCGUUUGCAUGUUGUCACGUCUUUGUACGUGAUUGCGGGGUGUAUAUGAGCGCUUGAUGAGUCCGCAAUUGCCUUGUGCAUGUUGCUGUUCAUGACGCUGUGCUUUGCUGUGUUUCUGUGCAUUGCAUUCUGCGCAUCUGUCCUCAUUGCCGCUGCUUAUCACUUUGGCUCAGGUUUUGGAUCGCUGUUGCGUGCGCUCGGAAACCGACGCUCAAACGCCGAAACAGACAACAUUGAGGCGUGCCGUGACUUGUCUGGACGUCGCCUUCGCCACGUUCACGACGAGAAGGCGGUGAACGAGUGGCUGGCGCAGAGCGAGGAGCGAAAGGAGGAGGCAGCGCGCCGCCGCCGGGCCAAGCUUGAGCGCGACAUUGCGCCGCCCAAACACACGUUUGACCGCCACUCCCUUGCCAUUGAGCUGCAGGAGCAGGCCAUGUCUGUCAGCGCAGCCGUCGGCACAGCGAUUACCAAGAAGACAGUGGAUGAGAUGUACCCGCCCAACGUCGGGGGCAGCGGCAAGAAGAAUGUGGCCACAAAAGGUGACACUCCACACAAGCCCGCCGCAGGCAACGCCGCACGCCGCACAGCCUCGGCACGCCGCGGCGUUGCACUCAAAGAUGAGUGGGACUCUGAGACGACUGAUGACGCCGCUACAGAUGACGAGGAGCUGGCGGCAAAGCGCAGGAAGCACAUGGAUGCCGUGGAGGCAAGGCUGCAGAAGAUCAAGGCAGCGCACGCAGCGGCAGCAACGGCGCCAAGCACGAAGAAGGGUGAGGAUAAGGGCACCACCGAUGCGCAGAAGGAGCACAAGAAGGACAAGGAGGAGGACGACGACGAGCGCAAGGAACAGGGGAAGGAAGAAGCCAAGCAGCGCAGCAAUGCUGAUGAAGAGGACAAGGAGGAGGACGAUGAUGGUGAAAGCAGUGAUUGA